This is a messenger RNA of Conger conger (European conger), 4153 nucleotides long. RefSeq names its product ankyrin repeat domain 13C (gene ankrd13c). Bases 651 to 2222 code for a protein of 523 amino acids. The transcript is spliced from 13 exons. NCBI's taxonomy places the organism in Eukaryota, Metazoa, Chordata, Actinopteri, Anguilliformes, Congridae. The record is from RefSeq and is a predicted model, not a curated record. Gene Ontology annotation, cellular component: cytoplasm. Gene Ontology annotation, molecular function: protein binding.
AACGCCAGGGAAAUUUAGCUACGUUAACUGCAGGAGUCUGUCACGCAAGAUAUUUUUUGAUAGUGCAGGUUAACUAGAUAUAAGGCAAAUUGGUAAUUAAAAUAUAUAUCUCUUAAAUGACUCAUUAUUCACAGUGCUUCUAUUGCUAGACUUGGUUUUGAGUACGGAAAGCGUGCUGCUAACACCUGGGCUAACUCACUUCACGAUUACACUCAACCAUCUUUAAUACGGUGCAGUUAGCGCACAACAAACUCUCGCGAUGAUGUAACGUUAUGGUCGACCCACUGCAUGUUUACGGAACUGUCGCGAGAUUAGAGAUGGAAGAUGGCAGUUCUGUCUUUCCUGGAGUUGGGAUAUAGCAACACCAGUGUCGCCUCCAACUGAGGGGCCGUAUGUAAUGUGAGGGAAGGGGAGGCAGAUUUGCAAAUAAUUUAAAUCUUAUACUUUUUAAAUGUCUAUGCCGUAUGUUUCUUUUGAAGAAUUGCGUGUUUUCGUGUUGUGUGGGCUGCUGUUAUUGUCUCAGCAUUCCCAAGGCGCUCUAUAACUUGCCUCUGGCAACAUCUCUGCCAACGACAAUUAGCAUACAUUUUUCAUCGUCGUAAUCAUUGGAAAGUGUAACUCGUAUGUUUUAAAGGUUCGUGUAUUUAAAAAUGACAGGAGAAAAGAUCCGCUCGCUGCGUAAGGAUCACAAGCCCAGCAAGGAUGAGGAUUUGCUGGAACCGGACGAGGAAGCUGCUGCUGGGACGUUCACUUCGUCGACAAGGACUAGAGUCAAAGGAAAUAAAAUCUUUAGCAAUCACAAGCUAAUCAAACCCCCAGCGACACAGCAGCAACAGAAUCAGCAAUCGCAGAUCAAUGCUAACACUAACACAAACACAGCAGCUGGUACUAUCGACGAUAACAACAAGAACCCCAUCAUCCGUAACACGGAAGAUUUCCCGGUGCACGAAUGUGUGUUUAAAGGAGACGUGCGCCGAUUGUCAUCCCUAAUUCGGACCCAAAACAUAUCUCAGAAAGAUGUACACGGAAAUACACCUCUCCACCUUGCAGUGAUGAUGGGACAUAAAGAGUGUGCCCAUUUACUCUUGGCCCACAAUGCCCCAGUCAAGGUGAAAAACGCUCAGGGAUGGAGUCCGCUCGCAGAAGCCAUCAGCUACGGAGAUCGACAAAUGAUCACGGCCCUGCUGAGGAAGCUGAAGCAGCAGUCCAGAGAGAGCGUGGAGGACAAGAGGCCGAGGCUACUGAAAGCCCUGAAAGAGCUUGGGGACUUUUAUUUGGAACUGCACUGGGAUUUUCAAAGCUGGGUGCCUUUGCUUUCCCGAAUGCUGCCUUCAGACGCUUGCAAGAUCUACAAGCAGGGCAUCAACAUCAGGCUGGACACCACCCUCAUCGACUUCACAGACAUGAAGUGUCAGCGCGGAGACCUCAGCUUCAUCUUCAACGGGGACGCCACACCUUCCGAAUCUUUCGUGGUUCUGGACAAUGAGCAGAAGGUGUACCAGAGGAUACACCAUGAGGAAUCUGAGAUGGAGACUGAGGAAGAGGUGGACAUUUUAAUGAGUAGCGAUAUUUAUUCAGCCACGCUCUCCACCAAGUCCAUAACCUUCUCCAGAGCCCAGACCGGAUGGCUGUUCAGGGAAGACAAGACGGAGAGAGUUGGGAACUUCCUGGCGGAUUUCUACUCUGUGAACGGCCUGGUGCUGGAGUCCAGAAAGCGCAGAGAGCACUUGAGCGAGGAGGACAUCUUGAGGAACAAGGCCAUCAUGGAGAGCCUGAGUAAAGGGGGAAACAUCAUCGAGCAGACCUUUGAGCCGGUGAGGCGACAGUCCCUCACCGCACCCUCGCCUAGCACAAUCACCUGGGAGGAGUACAUCACCGCCGAAACCGCCAAGGCACCACAUCUUGGGAGAGAACUGGUAUGUAAAGAGAGCAAAAAGAACUUCAAAGCAACUGUAGCCAUGAGCCAGGACUUUCCUCUGGGCAUUGAGUCGCUAUUAAAUGUAUUAGAAGUGAUUGCACCCUUCAAGCACUUUAACAAACUCAGAGAAUUUGUUCAAAUGAAACUCCCACCAGGAUUUCCAGUCAAACUUGACAUCCCUGUGUUUCCAACCAUCACAGCGACUGUGACAUUUCAGGAAUUUCGCUAUGACGAGUUUGAGGAAUCCAUCUUCACAAUCCCUAAUGACUACAAAGAGGAUCCAAGCCGUUUCCCCGACCUUUAACCUUUCAUGCAACCUGGAGCAACUUCUUCCUCAGAAUUGAACUGACAAAUAUACUCAACCCAUAGGAGGGCAUUUAAGCAGUUGUGAAGGUGUCUUGGCAUAAACACAAAGCUAGUCAAAUUUUUAAAUGCUGUAUGUAACGCUGAUAAAGGGAUUGUGUGGAAUCGGUCUCUACAGAGGCAUUUAAUUCAUUGUAGGACAAUUCAUGUGGAAAAGAAAAAUGACAGUCCGUGAACCUUGGCGACAUCCACAUGCACUACUUCAAGUAAGCACUGUGCUGAGCUUCACUUGGCAGACAGGGGGCACUCUACAGUCCCAGUUUUUAUUCGUCCCUUUGAUACUGAAUUUUAAAUGCAUCAUACUAGAGGCAAUGUAAUAUUACGAAUAUUAGAAUUUGGAAUGCGUUGACAGUACCCCACAGCAAAGCCAUCUUGAGCUCUCGGGGAUCGAAGAUGACGGGCAUCUCUGACAGGCAUUAUAAGUUGUUAGCCUUGUAUUCAUAUUCUCCUUAAACUUUGUAACAAAUAAAUUUUAACAAAUUGUAAAAGUUGACCAGGCAGAGGACAUUUUAAGUUACAGGAAGGUCUACUUAGAUGUGAGAAUUGAACCAUGAGAAUGAAAAGUGAACACAUUAUGAAACAAAAUGUAAAUUGAUUUUUUACAGAUGACUAAAUCAGGCCUUUCCCCUGUGAAGAGUGUACAUACCUCUAUUUUGGGGUCUGGUUUACUUUGUCGCUGUUUUGUUGAACCUUUUUUUUUUACCGUGUGUGAGUAAAGGAUAGGGAUGAUGGCAUUUUUUGGGAGGGUCGGGUGCAGAAUUUUAUGCUAGAAAAUAAUACAAGUGGGUUAUUGAAAGGUAUUUUAAUUUGUAUAGUUGAGGAAUCUAUUAUUUUUGUUGUACAUACACGUAUCAUUCAUCUGUUAUCACCCAUGUCUACACACCCCAUGAACAUUACAUUAAUGGCAUGCUGCCAGAUGUUUGUUCUUGUGAUUAGUACAGACCAUUGUUACCAUUGAAUACCCUAUUUUGGAUCCCACCCCAAGCCAAAUAGAGAAAAAGCACUGUACUGUCCUAUAUCCAUAAUGUAUGUCACCAGUAUUGGACUGUUCUUUAGUAGCGCAGACACUCAAGAAUGUACGGCACGUACAAAGGGGUAUCUAGGAGUCUUUCCUGUAAUUAUGAGUUGUAUGGUUCAGGAUCUAUGCAGCCACAGUGGAAACUGCUACCAGUCCAUGGCCUGCUAGUUUCCAGCUCCAGGACUCAUAGCCUUCUAGGUCUUCUGUACCUCAACUGGAGAUCGAAUUUUUUUCUCUUUAAAGGAUGGAGGCUCUAACAUUUGUAUGUACCUGUUAAAUUAAGCCACAGCACUGUUUUCAAUUUAUAAAAACUAGGUUUUGUCAAAGGAACCCAACAUGACCUUGUAGCCUUAGGCUUCCUGACGUAGAUAUUUUGCUGGAUGCUUCUGGAACUUGAUCUUUGAACAGAAACUCAUCCCAAGCACCAGCAGUGCUCAUUUCAGAACGAUAGGAUUUUGUAUGUUAUUUGCAGUUUUUGCUUAUGUUCAACUUAUGUUUGUAGUAUUUUAUCUCCAGUGGUCUGUGGCUUAUCAAAAUGACCUUAGAUAUCUUAAAUGGUACCAUUUAAUGCUUCCAUGUCUCACUACUGGAUAGUGUGGCACAUUUCCUAAGUUUUACAUUUAGCAGGUUUUGUACUUCGCCUCCCCUUUUAUUUGUUGCAGUAUGUUGUGACUGGUGUUUGACUUUUUUCUUUUCUUUUUUUUCCCCCUGAAGUUCUCUACCAUGGCUUAAGCUUUCAGGACCUAAUAUAUACACUUUCAACUUGCAUCUACAUGCAGAUUGUACAGCAUUGUAUAAGCCUGCCACACUAUUUUCGUAUGAAAAUGUACUUAAAUAAAAUGUCCACAUAUCAA